Messenger RNA from Helianthus annuus (common sunflower), 2535 nucleotides. RefSeq lists its product as uncharacterized. Gene Ontology annotation, molecular function: polysaccharide binding. NCBI's taxonomy places the organism in Eukaryota, Viridiplantae, Streptophyta, Magnoliopsida, Asterales, Asteraceae. The record is from RefSeq and is a predicted model, not a curated record. Bases 81 to 2270 code for a protein of 729 amino acids. The transcript is spliced from 3 exons.
UUGUUUUGUCUAAAAGAUAAAUAUGAUAUAAGAUAUAUAGGAUUUGGGAUUUCUAUUAUCUUCAAGUUCAUCGUCUCAAUAUGUACAAUUCUUCUUGUUCAUGCUUCAUUCUUUUCGUUCUUUUGGUCCAAGUAACAAUCCCAACUUGUUUAUGCUCCGAUGAUUUACGUUACACAAGCUGUGACAAUGAAUUCGCGUGUGGGAGCCUUACACUCAUCAAAUACCCGUUUUGGGGCGUGAACCGUUCAGAUUACUGCGGGAAGCAAGCUUACAAGCUAGAUUGUGUCAACAAUAUCCCCGUGAUUGAAAUCAACUCACUAAACUAUAGAGUCAAUGAAUUCAAUUACUACUCACAUACCAUCACGGUCGCAAGAAUGGAUUAUUGGGGUGAAAUAUGUCCAUCAAGACUAGUAAACACAACUAUUGAUUUCGAGGUUUUUAACUACACAUCUGCCACUCGAAACUUGACUCUAGGUUACGGAUGCCCUCUUAACCCACAUCCACCUGAAGUCACGGUUUUGGAGUACUCGUGUACCAUAAACAAUACAAAGACCAACUUGAUCUAUGAUCCGAGUAUGUCAUGUAACCGAUCCAUUGUUGUUCCUGCUUUUAGAAACGUUGCAAGCGAUCUUGACCAGAACCGGACAAACCUUGUUGAUGCCCUAAGAAAAGGGUUUGCCUUGAAGUGGUACGUCACGAACGAAGAGAGUGAGCAAUGUAAAAGCUGCAUUAUAUCAGGCGGCUCGUGUGGAGUUAAUCCUAAUAACGAUAGUUUCGUUUGCUAUUGCUACAAUGGCCCAUCGCUAGGUGUUGUUUGUGAUAAACGACGAGGAGUCAAUUGUGGACCCUUGGUGCUAUUUAUAUUCAUUGUAUUCGGUGGAGAUACAGAUCAUCAAAUAACAAAAAGCAUUCUCUAUUCCAUAUUCUUUCAUGGUUAUCAGAGCCAAACUUCCCAAACCCUAAUUUUUUUUUUUGUUCUGUCGGCAUUCAACAUGCCUGGAACAGACACUUCCUCAGUCACAAACAACCAACCUUCAACAGACAAACAAACCUUACACCCAGCCUAUACCGUCACCAACAUCAACAACAAAAUACGCACUCUUGAUGGCAAGAAAGUCACCUAUUCCUCAUGGGUGAAACUCUUCAAACUUCACGCACGUGCCUACAAAGUUCUCGAUCACAUUGAUGGCACUGCCUCACCCGCAGAAACUGACCCAGCAUUUUCCGUAUGGUCCGAGAUUGAUGCACUCAUUUUGCAGUGGAUCUACAGCACAGUAUCCAACGAACUACUUGCACGAGUCCUUGAUACUGAUAGCACGGCUAGAGCCACCUGGUUAAAAAUCCAAGAAAUUUUCGUCAACAACAAACAUGCCAGAGCCAUCACCCUUGAAACCAAGUUCACCAACACCACACUUAGUUCUUGCUCUUCCUUUGAUGACUAUUGUCAAACACUAAAGGACCUGGCCGAACAGUUAGCUGAUGUUGAUCAGCCGGUAAAUGAAAGUCGUCUCGUCAUUCAAAUGGUCCGCGGACUCCCAGUCGAAUAUGACACAAUUGCAUCCAUAAUAAACGAAAAAAAACCCACAUGGAUAACUGCUAGAGGCAUGAUUGAAGACGAACUAGACAGACACAAGGCAAGAUCAAACAACCAUCGGGACACGGUUCUGGUGCAUGCUAAUGUUCCUGCCCAAUCUGACCAGGUGCAGUCACCCUAUCCUAACGGAUAUCGAGGUCGGAACUAUGACCCAGCAAAGGCUGCCAGGGGACGUGGCCAAUCAUCCCGUGGGGGGCGACAAGGGGGAACGGCUAGGCCUCCUACUCCUACCUCCAGUCAGGUACCAACCUCCUGGAGAACCCAAACACCACAAUUUCCUACGAGCUUCUCCCAACAACAGUCAGCCCAAUACCAGCAGCCCAACUACAGCCCACAACCCAACUAUAACCAAACCCCUCAAUCCUUUAAUCAACCCUCCUGGACUCCACCGCCUACACCAUAUCCGUCUCACCCAUCCACCUAUCCACAUCAGGUCUCGGCCCAACACCCUCCACCACAGCAGGCCCACUUAGCCCAGCAGCCUAACUUGCAACCUCCUCCCGGCUUCGACCAGCAACCGGGGAACGCUCUUUGCCCCAGCGACAUUGGAAUGGCACUCUCCCACAUGAGCUUAAACUAUUAUGAUCCUCAGUGGAACAUGGAUACCGGGGCCUCAUCUCACAUUACAUCUGAUCCAGGACCUCAAGGAUGGACAGCUCCUUUCCUGCCACAAUAGCACCGGAGACCUAUACCCAUUCACCAAGCCAGAAUUCGCCUUACAUUCUUCCACUACUCACUCACCAUGGCAUGAUCGCCUCGGACAUCCCGGAGCGAAAGUGUUAAAUCAUCUUCAACGAACCUUUAGUAUUUCUUGCAAUAAAACUGUUAGCUCAUCUAUUUGUUCAUCUUGUCAAAUUUCAAACAGUAAACGUUUACCAUUUAUGGAUUCUGUUUCUAGUACGUUUAAACCUUUUGAUAUUAUUCAUUGCGACUUAUGGACA